Molecule: messenger RNA, 12992 nt
Organism: Plodia interpunctella (Indianmeal moth)
Lineage: Eukaryota; Metazoa; Arthropoda; Insecta; Lepidoptera; Pyralidae
Gene: wb
Product: wing blister
Exons: 53
Coding region: 278-9463 (3061 amino acids)
Biological process (GO): tissue development; dendrite development; motor neuron axon guidance
Cellular component (GO): basement membrane
Source: RefSeq, a predicted model, not a curated record
UUUACUUGUGAGGAACGUUGCGCGCGCUCGCAAGUCCCUAAUAGGUAUCGUAGUUUUGAACGCGAUGUGUAAACUCAAUUAGGAUUUAUGCGUUUGCGAAAAAAAACAAUCCGAACGUGGCAGACAGUCUGUAUGACGUUCUAAUUUCAAAUAUAAAAAAAAGAGAAUUGUCAUUUUUCCGCGCGUUUUACCUACCUUAAAUUCAUAUCGAUAUUUUCUUGUAUUGUUUUUAAAUAUUGUAUGGUUUUGGUGUUGUGUUGUAAAGUGAUGGUGUAAAAUGUGGUGGCGGUGGUGGGUGCUGGUGCUGCUGGCGACUUCUGCCGCGGGCAAGGGCAAGAAGCAUCGCCAUCAGAAACCUGGUCGAGCCCUCCUAGACCGCCUGACGAGCACCAAUGAAGGAGAGGUUGUAUUGUCAAGCGAUGCUGAUGGACUGCUGCCACCUCCUCUGGACGUGGGGCCGUAUGUCACCGUCACAGCCAAUGCCACUUGCGGCAGCGACGGUGCUGAGGAGUAUUGCAGGGACACGCCUGGCAAACGAGGUGUGGUCUGCGAUAUAUGUGAAGGUGCCGACGGCUCGUCCGUUCGUCGUCACCCGCCGUCGCACGCCGUAGACGGAGACCCCAACACUUGGUGGCAGAGUCCCACAUUCGCCUCUGGGGAGGAAUACGCUCAUGUUGAGUUCAUUGCCACACUGCCAGCUAAAAUGGAGCUCCUGCACGUGAUAAUAAAGUCGGGCCCCUCCCCGCGACCGCUCGCCUGGUCGCUGGAGAUUUCCUCGUCAGGCGAUGAUGACUGGCACAUGGUCCGCGCAUUUGGUGACAAGGAACAUUGCAGAAAAUUAUGGAACUUGCGGCCAGAGAGAAGGAGACGGAAAGCUCGAGGCGCGAGGAAAGGGCGCGCUGACAAGCCCACCUGUUCAUCAGAGUUUGCCAGUCCAAAACCCUUGGAGAAUGGACAGAUGCACGUGAACCUGGGCCCGGGCGUGGUGGCGCGCGCAGUGCGCGUGUCGCUGCAGGCGGCGCACGCGUCGCCCGCACGCCGCCGCUACUACACGCUGCGCGCGCUCACGCUGGCCGCGCGUUGUCUCUGUCCCGCUCACACCCGACACUGCACGGUCGAUGACAAGGGAGCCAGGUGCGCCGCGCGGCCCUGCGGCGUCGACGACACCGGCGCUGUCGUCUGUGUCAACUGUACCGAAAACCGAGCCGGGCCGCUGUGUGACCGCUGCCUGCCUGGCUUCUACAGCGCGCUGCCGGACGCCGGCUGCCGGCCUUGUCUGUGUCAUCCCGAAGGUUCUAAUGGAACCUGCUAUUGGAAUAAGAAAAGUCACCAGAUAUCCUGCUCGUGUCACCCCGGGUUCGCGGGGAACCUGUGUGACUCCUGCGAGGACCCCGCAGCCGUGUUCCCCAACUGUCUGACCCCCACGGAGCCCGCGUGCAAGUGUGACCCCCGGGGGAUCGUGGACCCAACGAGGAUCUGUGACGAAGUCUGCGAGUGUAAGAAAAACGUGAUAGGUGACCGCUGCGACACGUGCGCGCCGGAACACUUCGGACUGAGCGCCGCGCGCGCGGAGGGCUGCGCGCGCUGCUACUGCUCGCGCGCGGCGCGCGUCUGCGCGCUCGACCUCGGCCCGCGCCCUGCUCUGUCUGAUAUAAUAUUUCCUCUGGGAGAAGCGUGGCUGGUGCGCGACGCUCAAGAGAACCAAACGCUGGAGUCUUCUGUCGACGAGCAGGGGAAGCCGUACAUCGUCAGUUAUGAGGUAGAAGGCUGGGAGCACUUCUACUGGUACAGCUCGUGGUGGAGCGGACAGCAGCUUUCGCGCUACGGCCACGAGCUGCGCGCGCGCGUGUUCUGGAGCGUGGUGCGCGGGGACACCGAGGGCGCGCCCACGCGCGCGCCCGACUUCAUCCUCGUCGCUGCGGACGGCACCAAGCUGUACUCUGCGGAGACGUCGCACGAGACAGCGGGCGCGGGCGCAGUGACGCUGACGACGCAGCUGCUGGAGCACAUGUGGCGACGCGCGGACGCGCGUGCGCAUGCGCCGCGUGCGCUGCUGCUGGACGUGCUGCGCGAUCUGCGCGCGCUCAUGCUGCGCGCGCACUUCCAUUACGACCAGGACGAGGUGCGGCUGGAGAGCGUGCGCGUGCAGCAGCCGCAGCAGGCAGUAGAGCGCGAGCGCUGCUCGUGCCCCAGCACGCACACAGGCGCACACUGCGAAGGCUGCGCGUGGGGCGCUGUGGCGCUGGCCGGCCAAUGUCUGCCCUGCGCCUGCAACGGGCACGCGCACUGCGACUCUAUCGAUGGUCCGUGUGGCCCGUGUCAACACAACACCACGGGACCGCAUUGUGAGCGGUGUUUGCCGGGACACUACGGCAAUCCUGUAAAGGGCGCGUGCAAGCCGUGCGCGUGCCCGCUGCGCGCGCGCAGCAACAACUUCAGCCCCAACUGCGCGCUCGCGGCCGCGCGCGGCGACGACUACGUGUGCACGCAGUGCCCCGACGGCUACACCGGCGACCACUGCGAGCUUUGUGACUUCGGCUACUGGGGCUCCCCAACCACGGAGGGUAGUAGUUGCCAAAAGUGUGACUGCGCCGGCGCCCCUUGCGACAGGGAUACAGGACUAUGUCUGACCUGUCCGGAGAACACUGAAGGCGCUAGAUGUGACCAGUGCAAGGAAGGCUACUGGUUCGGGCCAGAAGGAUGGCGCGGCGCGGGCUCCGCUUGCGAGGCGUGCGGCUGCGGCGCGGGCGCUCUGGCGGCCGCGUGCGACGCCGCCACCGGCCACUGCGCCUGCAGGGAGGGCUGGGCUGGCCGGGUCUGCGACCACUGUGCUGACGGACACGGAGGCGUAGAGGAAGGCUGCCCAGCCUGCCGCUGCGGCGUGGCGGCGCACAACAACUCGUGCGAGCCCCGCUCCGGCGCGUGCGCGUGCGCGGCCGGCGCUGCGCCGCCGCGCUGCGACCGCUGUCUCUCCGGACACUACGGCCUCGGCGCUGGCGGCUGCGCAGGUUGCAACUGCUCGCGGCUUGGCGCAGAGGGCAACGCAUGCGACAUCCGCACGGGGCAGUGUCGGUGUAGGCCUAAUGUCGUCGGUCGCGCAUGCGACACCUGUGAGGUGGGCUACUGGGGCCUGCAGUUGGGCGGCUGCCGGCGUUGCGAGUGCGGCGCGGGCGCGGCGGCGUGCGACCCGGUGAGCGGCGCGUGCGCGUGCGCGGCCGGCGUCGGCGGCGCGCAGUGCGACCGCUGCCUGCCCGGGUACUACGGCUUCCGCCCGGCCGGCUGCUUGCCGUGUCCCACGUGUUCAGACGGGAAGAUCUGUUCGCUGGACACGGGCCAGUGUGUGUGUCCGCCGCGGACGCGAGGCCCGGAGUGUAAACAGUGUGCGCCGGGGUACUGGUCCAGGGAGAAUGGCUGCCAGCCCUGCACCUGCGGCGCUGGGGCGACCUCUAAUACAUGUGACCCAGUGAGUGGCCACUGCAAAUGUCGCACCGGCUGGGCCGGGUCGCGAUGUGAACGCUGCGCUCCCGGUCACUUCGGGCCACGAUGUAGACCUUGCGACUGUUCUCUUGAUGGUUCCAGAGAUUGUGUGAACGGUUCGUGUAGCUGUGAUGAACUAGGAAGAUGUCUCUGUAAAGAGAAUGUGGUGGGUGACAAAUGCGACCAAUGUCUAAACGGAACCUUCGGCCUCUCAUCGGAGAACCCCUCUGGCUGCACCGCCUGCUUCUGCUUCGGCCGCGCGGCUCACUGCACACAAGCUGCCCUCACCAGAGCUGCUUUACAUAACACCAAUCCUAUGCAUGUUACAUUGCUGAAGGGAGAUCAGAUCACCACAGUGGAUAUCCAUUCUCCUCUAGCUGUGCCUAUGCACAAUCAAGACGUCACCAUCUCACUACCUUGGCCGCCAGCACCAGUGUACGUGGAAUUAGAUAACAGAUUCCCCGGAGACAGGAUCACCUCAUACGGAGGCCUGCUAAGGUAUACUGUAGAAGAGGAAGGCGGAGAAGAAUUGUCGAUGGAGACUAAGCUUCAGGCGCCGCUAGUCAGCAUGUACAGUGGGGACAUCGUCCUUGAUUAUUACGAGAAUGAUCCAAACAAGAACGGCAGCCACGCAGUGCGUUUCCACGAAUCGUUGUGGUGGGUGCGCGGGAGAGGGGUCAAAGCGAACCGAGCGGCUCUCAUGGUGGUGCUGCAGAAGCUGCAGAGGGUCCUCAUACGCGUCACCAGCAGAGCCCCUACUAAAGACGAUCACGUUCAUGCUUUACUACUAAACGUGUCGCUGGACACAGCCAUUCCCGGGCUGAGCCGCACGGCCGCCGCUGUGGGCGUGGAGCGCUGCGUCUGCAGCGAAGGCUACGCCUCGGACUCCUGUCAGAGGCCGGCCCGAGGCUACUGGCUGCCUCAACAGAGGAUACGACUCGGUUCUACUGAUGGAACUGUGAUCAUUGCCAUUGAGGGGGAAGCGAAGCGAUGCGAUUGUAACGGCAGAGCUGUGGCGUGUGAUCCUGACACUGGGACGUGUUUGAAUUGUAGAAACGGCACGGGCGGGGCGCACUGCGAGACAUGCGCCGCGGGGUUCCACGGCAGCGCGCGCGCGGGCGGCUGUGCGCCGUGCCCGUGCCCCUCGCGGCUCAGGAACUUCGCUGACAGCUGCGAGUUCCGCGGCGGCGCGCUGCGCUGUCUCUGCAAACCUGGUUACACGGGCAUGGAGUGCGAACACUGCGCCUCUGGAUGGCACCGCGCGGAGGACGGCAGCUGCGCGGCGUGCGCUUGCGACGCGCGCGGCGCGGAGACAGCCGCGUGCGACCGCGACGGCCGCUGUCGCUGUCUCGCUUUCGCCACCGGCCUCAAGUGCGACCGCUGUCGCGCGCCCAGGACAUAUCUGGAGGACGGGGAAUGUAAACAAUGCGACAACUGUACACAAACUCUCCUCGAUUCCGUUGAAGAACUGACAACCCACCUGCAACGAAACGCAAACCCCACCGAACUGAGUCGUAUACCAAAGCCUUUCCCGACUUUAAGAGAAUUUUCACGCAACGCCACCGAACUAAAAACGAGACUAAGUAACUAUAGGAAUGAAACAGAAAAUUCUAGAAAUUUAGACAAUAUCAUGCAUAGACUAGAGGUUGAUGAACAUAGAAUAUUUACUGACACAAAUACAUUUAAGACUGAAGCUUUAAAGAGGCGAGAUGAAGCUACAUCUUUGAGUCUAGAAAGUAUGAGUGGAUUAGAAGAAGUGAUCAAACAGAGAAGGAAGAUAGGAGAACAAGUUGAAGCACUAGAUGAGUUUGCGAGAGGAGAAAGACAUCUAAGCGCGCAUAAAGCGCUAAAAGAGGGAAGACUGUUGUUCAGGCAUAUUAGUGAUAUCAAAUUGAUGGACUAUCUUAGAGGAGCAAACGAUGUUUUUGAUGCGGCACAUCUCCAGUCCACAUCGGUCCUCGAAUACAAAUACCGAAUAGACGACCUCUACAAGCGCGUGCAGAGUCUCCAAGCCAAGUUGGACGACUGGGAACAAAAGACUGACGACUACCCGAAACUGGCAGACGUGGUGUGGUCCGCGGGGGACUCCAUUGCAGCGAUGAGCAGGGGCAUCAGGCCCAGGCUGUCUGCGGUGAGGGACGCGGGGCUGCGCUGCAGACUUGUCUUGGAGGACAUCACGACCCUAUCGGCUCACAACUUGACCGACGAGGCGCACUCUGCAGUAUUACUGGCGCAAGCACUAGCUAUCAAGUUCCCCUCGCUGACCUCCGAACUGGCGACUCUCAUGCUGGCUGCUGAGGAGAAGGAAGGGAUAUUAUACAAUCUCACACCGGUGUAUAAGGAGAAGUACUUGAAGUCUGUGGAGACACAUGUGGCUGAUUUGAAUCAAAAAGCCACGCAGUAUAAAAGCCUAUUCGCUGAUACGCGCGCCGCAUCAUCCCUAGGUGUGUCCGCCGCUCGCGCUUGGUCAGAAGUAGCUGACGAGCUUCGGGAGGCUGCUACAGCCGCCGAUGCUGCGUUGUCUACAGCUUCGGCGGCUGCUUCCUUAGCUAAAGGGGCGAGGCCUGUGACGUCACCUGGAAUGGACACAUCUUAUUCUUUAAAGCAGAGAGGAGCUGAAGUGCUGGCCAGAGCUGAAGAAGUCCGCAAGCAACUGGAGCACUUGAUCCGGUCAGCGGACGCCGUGUCAGUGUCCCUGCGCGGGCUGGGCUGGGCGGAGCGGGAGCUGGGCGCCGCCGCCGGGCCCCCCCCCCCGCGCGAGGCGCUGGCGGCCGCGGGCAAGCAAGCGGACCGCGUGUUCGUGACCACCAGGGCCUUGUACGACGAGGCCAGCGAGCUCAGGCAGAAGAUGCGCUACCAGCUGAGGAGACAGCUGGCUGAACUGCAAAGGCAUGGGGACACCGCUUUGGGAGCUGCUCAGGAGCAUGUGUCCCAAAUAAGCAGCAACACGGUCCGCGGCGCGGAGCUGGCGCAGGCGCUGGCGACGGCCGCGCGCGCGCGCGCGCACGAGCGCGAGGCCACGCGCGCGCGCGCUCAGCCUGUGCUGCGCGCGCUGCGCGACGCCGUCGCCAGGGCCCGGCACGCCGCGCAAACGAUAUCAGUAUCAGUGACAUCAGCCCCUGGCGCGUCAGUCGGCUGCUCCCGCGCGUAUCUCAUCCGCUCUCACUCUCCAACCGUAACGCGGUUGUCGCUCGCGUUGUCCUUCGAUGGUGUGGUCAGAGAUGGAGUUCUUCUCUAUUUGGCUGGGGAUGACCGGCCACAGGACAGAAAGAGCUACAUGCGUCUAUUCGUACACAACAAACGCUUACGCCUCCGCUGGGACCUCGGCGCCGGAGAGGGGCACAUACACCAUCCAGAGGAGCUGCUGCCGACUCAUGACGACACUGUUCAUACCACUUACAGGAUUGAGAUCGAAAGGAUAUGGAACACGGUGCACCUGCGCGUAGAGCGCGCGGGCUCGCCAGUGGUGUCGGCCAGCAACAGCAGCUCCGCCAGGGCCGACACGCUGCGCGCGGCGCGGCUGUGGCUAGGCCGGGAGGGGGACGCGGGAGGGGGGGCACUGCCCGCCUGCGUGCACGCGCUGCACGCGGACGACAGUGUCGUGGGGCUGUGGAACUUUGCCGAGCAGCCGAAGGAAGCCAAGUGCACUGGCUGCACUCAGAGAUGGGUGGGCCCCCGCGGCGGCCCCGGGGCGCUGUGCGCCCUGGGCGGAGGCUACGUGGAACUGAAGCGGUCUUCUCUGCGGGCGCCUGACAGCAGACACUUCAGUCUGGCGCUCACCUUCCGGACCAGAGACAGGGACGCGUUACUUUUCAUGGCUCUGGAUGCCGCUCAUAACCGGUCGAUAUCAGUGUGGCUGCAAUCGUGCCGCGUGAUGUUCGCGGUGCAGUACAGCGGGUCGCGGCUGCAGAUGACGGCGGGCGGCGCGCACUGCGACGGUCGCCUGGCGCACGUGCAGGCCAUCCGUGUGUUCGCCGGCAACCAGCUGGAGAAAGGCAGCCUGCGUGUGAACGGCGAAGAAACCCUGGGCUCCCCCUCUCCCCCCGUGCAGUCGGCUGCGGCCUUGCCGGACCUCACCAACGCCCCCUACUGGGUGGGGGGGCUGCCCCCCGGCGCAGGGGUGGAGGCUCCCGCCCCCCCUCUGCUGGGGUGCAUCGGGGCCGUGUCGGUGGACAGAGAGGGGUACAACCUCAUGGACACCCCGACGAGGCACGCUGUCGAGCCGAAUUGUGGCACUAGAGUGCUCCGCUCAGCAGUGUUCGAAGGAGCUGGGUUCGCAGAGUUGCCGUCGCCGGGCAUCCGCCGCCGCGGCGCCGUCGGGCUCAGCUUCUCCUCGCGGUCGCCGGCCGGCCUGCUGCUGUACCGCGCGCCGGCGCCCGAUGAAGACGACAGACACUAUCUGGCGCUACUACUCGUGGACGGUGAUUUGGAGGUGACGGCAUCGACUGGCAAAGAAGAAUUGAAAUUGCGCACCAACGGGACAAGAUUCGAUGAUCAGAGGCUGCAUGUGGUCAAACUGAUGCGCGUGCACAAACAGCUCGAAAUGUGGGUAGACGGGAAGCGAGUACAUUCAGGCGCUCUGAUUGGUCCGGCCUUCGCGGGUCGAGCGCGGGGUUUGUUCGUGGGGGGGCUGCCGGCCGGAUACCGCGGAGUGAGCCCGGGGGCGCUCCAGGGGCUCACCGGGACCAUCGUCGAUGUCAUUGUGGAUACACAAGUGGUGGGGUUCGAGACGGCAGUGCAGUUGUGGGGCGCGACGGCGGGGCGGGCUGCGCGCGCGCCGCACGCGCCGCGCGCGCUGCACGCGCAGCACGCGCUGCACGCCGACACUCUCUGCACCAAGACGCCAUCGUACGCGGUGGAGAGCGGCGCGGCCAAGUUCGGAGACGCGGCCGGCAGCCACGCGGCCGUGCGGCUGCCGGCCGCCGGCCGCCUCACGCUGUCGCUGCAGUUCCGGACCAUGCGCUCUGAAGGCAUCCUCGUCUUGAUACCGGGAUCAAAAGCGAAGCCGAAGCACUACACGGCGCUGUGCGUGCGCGCGCGCAGACUGCGGCUGGUGGUGCGCGGACGACGGCGCAAGGAAAUAUCACUGCCGGAGCCUGUCGACGACGGCGGCUGGAGGACGGUGUCGGUGCGCAUCUGGCGCGGCCGCAUCUCCCUGAGCCAGGGCGCGGGUGUGGACGGUGCGCGUGCGCAUGCGCAUGCAGCGCCGGCUGCGCGCGCGCACCGCCUCUACGUGGGCGGGCUGCCCGCCGACCGCGACACUCUCGCGCCGCAUCUGCCGCACUCCAUCGUCCGCGUGGGCGGAUUCCGCGGCUGCGUGCGUCGCGUUAUAGUCAACGGGAGACAAGAAGAAUUGGUUCGUGAUACGAAGUCCCAUCACGCGUUGGGACAGUGCUUUCCCAAUAUCGAGAGGGGGGCGUACUUUGCAGGCGACGCAUAUGCAACAUGGUCGAGUAAUUGGUCGUGGGGCGGUGAAGUGACUGGCGGGGAGGCGGGGGAGGACGGGGGGGAGACGUUGGAGGUCAGCCUUCAUUUCCGAACAGCCAAGCCCAACGGUGUCCUCGUCGCGGCCAAGCCUCUGCUGCUGGAGCUGAGAGACGGACAGGUGGUGCUGAGUCGUCAGCCCGUGGAGCAGCAAGCGGGCGCGGAGUGCGUGUCGUGGGGCGAACACGCGGCGCUGUGCGACAACACGUGGCACCGCGUGCGGGCGCGGGCGUCGCGUGGCGGCCUCGCGCUGGCGGUGGACGACGCGCCGGCUGCGCGCCGCGCCGGGCUGGGCGCGCUGCUGGACGACGCUGCGCCGCCGCGCCCGGCGCCGCUCUACGUCGGGGGUCUGCCAGAAGGCGCAGCAGACGUGGGCGAGACAGGGCGUGAGAACUUCAAGGGGUGUCUGCGGGACGUGGCGGUGGGGGGCGCAGCCCGGGACUGGACGGAGAUGGAGGCUACGCACAAUGUGCUGCUGGACUCCUGUCCUGUUCAGCAGUGAUGUUGCUCUACAGAGGAGCGAGUAGUCGUAAGUCAUGUCAGAUGCCUUUAGGCGACGUGAAUAAUAUCUGAGUUAGCAAAAUAACGCACUCGAAAAUAGAAGAGGAACAGUAGGAGUGGAGGCAAGAUUCGAGCGAUUUUGUCAUUCCUACAUUUCAAACUCAGCGGCCUACUGUACUCGUAAAUACAGUUUUUCAAAUUUUAACAUGGACAAGAAUCAAUUUUAUUACCAGACACAUGGAAAUAAUUAAUUUGUUUUAUUAAUUAAUUAAUUUUAGAAACUAUUGUUUCCUCAAGAAAACUGACGGAUGAAAGCGCGGCUGCAACAUCGAAACGCUCGAGAAACCCUUUUAAGCUAAGACACCAAAUGGGUCCAUUUGGUGACAGUUUAGUCCAAUGAAAAGAAUGUCUGAGCCUUAUUUAAGCCCUUGCGAACGAAGGGACCUUAAAUACACAAAUGAUAUUUUAUAUCUCUGUCUAGACAUAUAAAGCUAGACAGGGGUAGCAAAAUUUUAAAUUCGGGCGUUUUUGUUCAACAUUGAAACAGUGAAUAAUUCUAACUCAAAAGUACUUAAUUCUAACUAUCAAAGGACCAGAUAAUAAGAAUAUAUAUUUAGUCUGAAAAAAGUGCCUUACUUAAAGUAUUACCAAACAGUGCCAUUUAAUGAUAUAAUGAUGUUUCCUUCAUAUGGACAAAGUUUUUAUUUUUUCUGUAUUUCACACAGUCGGUAGACACUUAACUGCGCGAGAGUCUGGGACGCGUCACAGGUUUAUUGAUUUUUAUACUUACACAGUGGACUUCAGUAAUUUGCAGUAAUAAUCUUUGCAAACUUGUAUCAUCAAAAUUUUGCGAUUAGACACAACAUGGAGAAACAUGGAUUGAGGCUAUAUUUUAGAGGCUAGAGGACCUGAGUCAAUCAGUUAUGCAGGUCCUGACUUGUAAAUAAUUCUUAAGUUCUAUAACAUCACAGUUCGAAGUCUAAUAGGACUUUGGAUUUACGACCUUGUCAUAGUAUCCCAAAAAUGUUUGGCCAAAAUAGUAGUCACGCAAAAAUGUGCGUUGAAAUGAACAUUGCAAGGUUCAAUUUAAUUUCAUUGUUAAUUAGUCAAUGAGCAAAUUAAACAAUUAUUUUUUUAUUCACUCGACAAAUCUGUUCAAAAUUUUAAAGUGUCUGCAAGUGUCCUACAUGAAACCAGUAUUUAUAGGAAAUAUUGUGUAAAUAUAUUUCAUCUUAUUUAAACAUUAAGUUAAACAUAUAGUCACCGUUCUCGAAGCAUAAUGAUUGAUAAUAAAUUGUGCAAAAUUGCAAGAAGAAAAUAAGUAUUAAGUCUUUUUCAGUACAAUUUGAUGAGAAAAAUCAAAUAAUUUUCAACAAAUAUACUUACAUUAAUUGCAUUUAUACUGUGUAGUCACUAGGGUAAAUGUCUGCAACCCAUCCCAUCACCAGUUUAACGAGAUCAAAAACGUCCCAAGUAUUCCCACAUUAACGUAAUAUGUACUCAACAUUUUUUUGAAUUUUACAAACAAAAAGUUUCAAUUAAGUUUACAAGUAAGCAAAAAUACUAUAUCUACAAUUUUCAAUAUGUGAGUGAAGAGUUAUUUGAGCUGCUCACCUGCCGCAGGGCGAUAUAGGACCUAAGGAAAAGAUGCACGUAUUUAAUAGAAAAAGAAAGCAAUCCUGCUUCAUUUUUGACGACCUCGGUGGCGCAGUGGUAAUGUUCUUGCCACUGAGCCGAGAGGUCCCGGGUUCGAUCCCCGGAUAGGGUCAUGAUGGAAAAUGAUCUUUUUCUGAUUGGCCCAGGUCUUGGAUGUUUAUCUAUAUGUAUAUGUUAUAAAAUAUAGUACAGUUGAGUUAGUAUCCCAUAACAUAAGUCUCGAACUUACUUUGGGGCUAGCUCAAUCUGUGUGAUUUGUCCUGAUAUAUUUAUUUUCUUAGCUUAGCCUUCUGUGUUAGCUCGUCAAGGCCGACUAGUGGAGACAAAAAACAUUACAUAUUACGAUAAACAAAAUCGUUGUUUUUUUUUAACGAUGCACUUAAUUGUCAAUGGAAUGGGAUGGGUUAUUUUUAAAUGUAAGCGUGAAUAGUUUGAAUGUACAUAAUACGUUAGGGAACAGCUUUAAUAGUUACGAAGAAAACUUGGCGUCGCAAAAUAACUUCUAAGCAGUGUUCAGUAGUCUUAAUUAAUAUUGUAAUGACGAGUCGAUUCGUAGGAAAGUUAUUGUAUGUAGUCUGUAAAUAGACAUCUCAGUAACUUAUUGAUAAAAAUAUAGUAAUCAAACAGUUGAACAAAAAUUUGUUAUUAAAAACAUUGAUUGGUCACUGAGUUUUAUUUAUUAGUGAUUAACGUAACUACGUGAUUACCGGGCUAAAGAGACAAAAAUUGGUAGGUAUAUCUAAAAAUGUUAACUUUUAACUACAAAAAGUAGUUGCAAUCACUGUUAUGUAUUCGGGGUUUUUUCAUAUUUACCUUAUACAAAGCUCACCGAAUCUGAAGUGUUGAGAACUCGUAUGCGAAUAAAGGUUUGUAAAAUGGGUGGCCAAAAGCAUUUGAUGUAAUAUUAACCAAUAAAUUUAAACGAUUAUUGUAGUUUUUCAGUCUGUUAGCAACAACUGCAUUUAAUUGUAGUUAGUAUUCAAACUACACAAUAUUACAUAACCACGCCAACUUUAAACACUUGCUAAGAACAGUAUCACGUACUUAAAUUUUAUAAAUGUUUAAAAGUAUAGUUACAAAACUAUUUAUUGUUCUCCGUACCGGUUUUGUUGUCUCUGAAAAAUUCUUGCGUCGCACAGAGAUAAUGUCUAAUCUGCUUCCUACGAGUCGACUUGUUCACUUUGUAAAUACACUGUACAUACUAAAGUACGUAUUUAUUGUAAUCGCUUUGAAAUAAAAGUCUAUUGGCAAUAAAAAACAUUUAUUUUAUCAGUUACAUUCCUUCGCUCGCCUCCCUGCGCGCCUGACGAGGUACGCAACUAGGAUACUUCGAAGACUGGUUAAAAUAUAAAAAUAUCUCAUCAGGCGCACAGGGGUUAAUUACUCCUAAACCCCCACUACCCUCCACAGAUGAAAAGAAGGGACAUGCCUGGCUGACUCAUUGCCACCAGCCAUGACACAAAAAAAGAUGCCAUUAAAAAUAUACAAUCAUUAUUUGCAAAGGUUGCCAGGUCAAAAAAAAGAUUUAGAAAUUCAGAAAAACAAAGACAAGACUGGUAAAAUUAACUCUAAAAUAAGAACAUUUUAAGGCAAAUUUCAAAGGUCGACAUCCACCGUCGCAGCAAUGAGCGCGCCAGAACUUGUACGCUUAGAGAAUAGAUUUCGAACACUAUCUAAGAAAGAAAGACACUGCUUUAUAUUACCGACUAUCUACCUCUAUAUACGUCUUUUACAAAUUCUUUACGGACUGAGGAAUUUUAUAUAACGUUCUGAUGAGAUUAACAUAUGUGCUAUACGUGCGUAUAACAAAUGUUUAUGGGGAUUAAAUCUUUGGAUAAAAAAAAAACACUGAAAAUAAAAUUAAUCACGAAAAA